AUGUUGGCAGAAAAUAAAGUGGGUUACGGUGCUGUGGCUGGAGUACACAAUGGACAACUUCCACAGCCUAACGGAAGGACACCGCAGGAUGGUGGAGGUGUAGGAGCAGUGCUGAUGCCAUCAAAAGGUGUGGGCCGGGCAAUGGGGGCACGAACUGGAUAUGCUGGCUAUCCUACAAAAGGAGUCGGAGGAUAUCCUGCAGUUUUAUCCCACCAAAAUGGAGAUAACUCCAAUGGAUAUCCUGUUAAAGCCAGUCCCACCAAUGGACAACAAACUAAAGGCUAUGGCGCUCAGGAUGGCAGAUAUGGAUGGCAAGGACCUAAAGGCAAUGGUAAUGCAGCUGCUGCACAUGGAACAAAAGGCAAUGGUUAUGGUGCUGGUUCUACUGGAAAUGUGCCUAACACCAAAGGUCAAGGAGCUGUAGCUGGUCCAUUGACUGGCUAUGGGACACGACCAAAUGGCCAAGGAGGAGCUGGAAGUAAACCUAUGAAAGGAUAUGGCCGACCACCUUAUGGGGCAGGACCGGGUAAGGGAGCCUUCAAAGGUCUGGGAAUGCCUCAGUUUGCUGGAAGUUAUAAAGGUUAUGGAGCUCAGCCCAUGGCAGGUUACAAUGUUGGUUAUGGCAGUGCUGGUUUGGGUCUGGGGCAUCGGUAUGGAAAUGGGUGGAUGAAGGGACCGAACCCAGGCUAUGGUGCAGCAGCUGGUGCUUCCAAUGGACAAGGAGCAAAACCCAACGGUUAUGCUGGGGCCAGAGCACCUUUCAGCAAUGGAGCCAUGUCAAAUGGUUAUGGAUCCCAGAAUGGUGGAGCUCCCAAGUCUGCAAAGCCAGGCUUCGGAAAUGUUCCAUACGGGUAUGGUGCCAAACCCAACGGAUAUGGAGGCUACAGAGGAGGUGCAGUAAGACCACAACCAGGUUAUGGGAAAGGACCUGCUGCCAAUGGAUAUGGACCCAAACCCAGUGGUUAUGGAGCUGCGGCAGGGCCUGGAGCUAAUGCACUCAAAGGAUACACAGCCAAACCCAAUGGUCACGGAGUUAGAAAUGGUGCACUGGGUGGAUACGGAGGAAACCCAUACGGGUACGGAGGGUCAAAACCUCAGAAAACUACUAAAGGACUUGGAGCACCAAGUGAAGGCGUAAAAACACUCGACAGUGGAUAUGGUGGUCCUGCUGGUGUAACUAAAGGGCAGUUGCCUAAAGCAGCCAAUGCAGGUUAUAACAUGCUGCCGAAUACAAAAGGCCAAGAUGGAAAGGGUGCAGGUGAAUUCAGUGGAAAGAGCCUCAAAGGUGGAGCUCUUUCUCCUGAGCAGCCAAGUGUAGCACCGCUGGAGGGCCUUUCCCUCCGACAAGCAAUAACUCGUGGUGCAGUGCCUUUUUCCCCGACAGGUGGUGUCCAUGCUGAGGUGUCAAAAGAGAAAUACCAAAAGCUUGUUUCCCCUUUGCCCCAAGAAAAAAGCUACAAGCAGACACCGCUGGUCCUUCAGGUUACACCAGAACCAGCCCCAGCACUUCCUGCCAAACACCCAAAGUCUUCAACCACAGGUCCACAGAUCAAGGGAGAGAAGGUCCCCAUAGCCAGACCUGCACAGGGGGUUUCCCAGAGUAAACCAGCACCAGGCCCAGCAGCUGUCUAUCCAGAAGAGAGUGGAAGAGCUUCAGUCUCCAAGGGUCAAGGAGCUAAACCAACCAAACAUGACUGUGGACCAUCAGGAGUACCAAAUGGGCAAUGGAUGAAUAUCCCUAGACCUGAUUAUAACACAGGUGCUGGAGCAUCUAUGGGCACAAACACCAAAGGUUUUAUUGCAGGAAGCCAAAUGUUCCCUGGACUUGGCAAUGGAUACGGAGCAGGUUUUGGACGAGGAGGCUACCUUGGAGGGGAAUAUAGGAACGGACAUACUUUUGGAGGUUAUGCAAAUGGUUACAGUGCAGGUGUACAGCCUGACUAUGCAAGCAUUGGACAAGUUGUGCCCGUUCCUGAUGGCAAAUCAGGUAUUGGCAUCGGUGGGCUGCAGUUUUCUGGGCAGCCUGUUGGUACGGGAAUUAAUCGUGCAGGAAAAUAUGGUUAUGGAUUUAGCCCCUAUGGUGCUGCAGGUGACGGAAAGCCGUUUGGAAAAUAUGGAUAUGGAGGGUUCCCCAAUGGUGGACAACUACUUGGCCUUGGCAACGCUGGAAAUACAGCUGGUUAUGGAAGGCUGCCUUAUGAAGCUCAACCAGCUGGACUGGGCCCGGAAACAAAAUCUACUGGUCUGGCUGUGUCACAAUAUCAACCUGACCCACUCGGGCUUGGACAUAAUGUGAAAGGAAAAUAUGGUGGCGCUGAGGGUCCCUAUCUACCACAGGCUGUUGGUUUUGAUGAAGCUAAAUCUUCUGGGAAAUAUGAUAAUCAGGGAGCUUACCAGUCACAGCCUCUUGAAACUGCAGGUGAAGCAGGUUUAACUUAUGAGCCCCAGCCCCUUGAGUCCAAUUCAGCUAGGAAAUCCUACGUGAAAGGAGAGCUGCCCACUCCAGGGCCUGCAGCUGAAGGCGUGGGGAGAUUCAUUGAUGGAUAUGAAAACCUGGGCUACAUAAAUGGCCGAGUGCAACCACAAGCCCCCACCCCCAGCCCCAACCUGGCCUAUCCGUCUGUCCACUCCCGUCUCCCUGCAGAGUCUUCAUUCACAGCUGACGCGAUGCCCGGUGAUGUUCGGCACUUCCCCGACCUAGAAGGGACAGCCGGCCUCACCCUCGACUCAGCACCCGCUACAGAAUCAGAGGGUACGACUCAGGUGUCCGAGCAACCCGAUGACCUGCCGCGUCAGAUACACAUCCAGCAGCAUCUCAAACUGCAUUUUCAGCCACAAGGAGCAAAGGACAACAAAUAUGAUCUGAAUGGCUUCUUUGGGGAUACUGGGCAUCAAGGUUAGCUCUACUGAGAACAACAAAUUGAAUCUCUCUUAAUUGUUGUUGUUGUAUGUCUAUAUAAUAUAAUAGUGAUAAUUUGGUGUCUUGUUUAGUUUUGUCCUUCACAUUUUUGUCCCAUGUUUACCGUUAUCCUUACAACUGAAAUGUAAUUUUGUUUAGCAUUUUUAAUAACCCCUCAAAUUAGUUGAAAUAUUUCUAAAAUCAAUAACUCCAUCUAAUUUAUUUUACAUGACAAAUUCUUUUUUACUACUUGUGGCAAUCAUGUGUUUGUUAUUGUACAGUAUUUGAGUAAUUAAA
Neolamprologus brichardi is the source of this 3196-nucleotide messenger RNA. Lineage: Eukaryota; Metazoa; Chordata; Actinopteri; Cichliformes; Cichlidae. The record is from RefSeq and is a predicted model, not a curated record.